Cylas formicarius (sweet potato weevil) is the source of this 1518-nucleotide messenger RNA. RefSeq lists its product as uncharacterized. The transcript is spliced from 5 exons. The coding region runs from base 23 to 1357 and encodes 444 amino acids. NCBI's taxonomy places the organism in Eukaryota, Metazoa, Arthropoda, Insecta, Coleoptera, Brentidae. The record is from RefSeq and is a predicted model, not a curated record.
UCCAUUUAGCUGUAGUUGCAGGAUGAUAUACAUUUCGUACUGUUUAGUUUAUCUGACAUUAUUGUCAGCGCAGUGUCAUUCUCAAUCAGAGGAUGGUAGGCGUUACAUUCCAGGACCGUCUCGGUAUAAUACGGAUGUGCAAGAAGAACAGGAAAGUUACAGACAGGAAAGGCAAUCGCCAGUAUAUAAGGUAUCAAGGCAAGAUGACAAACUGCAAGCUUCUAUACAGUAUUUCGAACCUCAAGCAGACUAUCAAGUUGAAUCCGAAUAUUUACCAACGAAUUACGAACAAAUAUCUAAAAGCCGUUUCAGCCGCGUAAGACUUCAACCCAAACAACAGCCCAUAGUAGAGCAAUACCUUAAAGAGGUAACACCAACAACUAAAACCGUGUACAACCCGAAAAUUUACGUACGAUAUCAACAACCUUCGAGUACUGCCGACACCCGAGAUACAAUUUCAAAGCAAUCACCCUAUCAGUACGCAUCGCAAUCCCAGUCGCAACAUACUCCUGAAAUUCAGCUUCCCGAACCACCGAAGAAGCCUUCCGGGCAUUUGGCUAAGGGAAACAUAUUAGCCUAUCAAAACGCCCUCAUUGCUCAUCAGAACGCCCUUUACGAACAACAAAGGGCUGCCGAUUUAAUUAAACAACAAAAUUCCCCUUCCAAAUCGGCCAUUUACAUAGCACAGAAGAUUCAACAAAGACCUGCCGUUAAAGAAUUGCCCAAACCAGUCCAAGCAUCUAACGAGGAUGAGGUGAACUAUUACAUUAAGUUGCAGGAGUAUCAGCAGCAGAAACGAGCUGAAACCUACGAACAAGCGGCUCCUGUUAAAUACCAAGCUAGAGCUCCAGAAGUUCAGGAAGUUGUUGAAGAUCAAAUCUACCAAUCCCAAAUCGUUCCGUAUCAGGAUUUAAGAUCCGCUGUUCCCAAAUUCACACCGGUACAACCAGAAUACCUCCAAGAGGUGCGAUAUCAAUCCUACCAACCAACUGAGCAAGAUAGGUACCAAAACGUCCAACCUGGCUAUUAUGAAUAUCAGCAGGUGCCGGUGAAAGCUUCCGAAGAGCAGUACCAGCAACAUUUUAGGGGUGGGCCUAAAUAUCUGCCUGAAGCUAAAUUAGUAAGCUAUCAGCAGGCAGAAGGUGCUGGUAACAAGCAUUAUCAGCCAGGAAGAGCGGCUUACGACAAGUAUAGAGCGGAAAUUGCCAAGUACCACGGAAAAUCGGAACAAAGUCCUCAAAAAUCGCAGAGCGAAGAACCGGAUGAUGACGGGGAAUUGAUCAAGACUUUAGGAAAAAAUACCAGUCUAAGGUUGUACAAAGGUCAGCCCACUGUAUUUAUAGGCCGAGAAGAUUAAACAACAAACUAAUUAUAGUUCUCCCAACUUGAUAUUUUGCCGGUUUCCUAGUGAUUUUUAUUGUAUAGUUAAGUCAUAAAUUAUUAAUAAUUUUCUAUUAAGCAUAUAGGUAUUUUAAGUAAGAUACUUUCUAUAUUUUUGUGAAUAAAAAUUGUGAAACA